GAAAAGAUUUAUGAUAUUGUACAAAAGAGUGCUAAACAAGAAAUCUUUUUGAAAAAGGAUUAUGACUCAAGCUUAAGGUAUUUGUGUAGUUUUAUUCUAAAUAAGGAAUCAAUCUUUGUAUUUCAACAUGGUUUGCGAGAAAUGUGAAAAGAAAUUAGGCAAAGUUAUUACUCCGGAUCCCUGGAAAACAGGUGCAAGGAACACAACGGAAAGCGGAGGACGUAAAGUUGGAGAGAAUAAAGCUCUUUCUGCAGGAAAGGCACGAUUCAAUCCAUACACCACGAAAUUUGAGAUCUGUAGAAUAUGUAGGCAAAAAGUUCAUCAGGUGGGAUCCCAUUAUUGUCAGUCCUGUGCAUAUAAGAAAGCUAUAUGCUCUAUGUGUGGUAAAAAACUCAUGAGUACAAAGAAUUAUAAGCAGUCUGCUACAUAA
Atta colombica is the source of this 430-nucleotide messenger RNA. RefSeq names its product cysteine-rich PDZ-binding protein. Lineage: Eukaryota; Metazoa; Arthropoda; Insecta; Hymenoptera; Formicidae. Gene Ontology annotation, molecular function: microtubule binding; PDZ domain binding. Bases 128 to 430 code for a protein of 100 amino acids. Gene Ontology annotation, biological process: cytoplasmic microtubule organization. Gene Ontology annotation, cellular component: dendrite. The record is from RefSeq and is a predicted model, not a curated record. The transcript is spliced from 2 exons.